AUGGACAAGGAAAUUAGCGACAGGGUAGGGAAAUGCCAAGCCUGCCAGGAGUCUAGGCCACUACCCCCUACGGCCCCAAUCCGAGAGUGGGAGAAACCCCAGGGCCCAUGGUCUAGGAUUCACAUCGAUUUUGCCGGCCCGUUCCACGGGCAAACCUUUCUAGUGGUAGUAGAUGCCUACUCCAAAUGGCUAGAAAUCAUUCUCAUGAGAUCCACGACGGCCGAGUCAGUGAUCUCAGUCCUGAGGCACCUAUUUGUAACCCAUGGGUUGCCUGACACCCUAGUCUCCGAUAACGGCCCGCAAUUCACGGCAACCCAGUUUGAGGGGUACUUGGCGGAGGAGGGCAUCAGACAUGUCCUCUCAGCACCUUUCCACCCGGCGACGAACGGAGUUGCAGAACGUUUCGUUCGGAGCGCGAAAGAAGCAUUGUCCAGGAUAAGGCCAGGCGAUUGGCAAACAAAAAUAGACACAUUCCUAGCCGUCCAACACAGAACCCCCUGUGUGACAACUGGCCGCAGUCCGGCGGAACUAUUAAUGGGCAGG
Ahaetulla prasina is the source of this 543-nucleotide messenger RNA. RefSeq lists its product as uncharacterized. Gene Ontology annotation, biological process: DNA integration. The annotation marks the transcript as partial. The transcript has a single exon. Lineage: Eukaryota; Metazoa; Chordata; Lepidosauria; Squamata; Colubridae. Gene Ontology annotation, molecular function: nucleic acid binding. The record is from RefSeq and is a predicted model, not a curated record.